Hydractinia symbiolongicarpus is the source of this 3293-nucleotide messenger RNA. Its product is annotated as beta-1,3-galactosyl-O-glycosyl-glycoprotein beta-1,6-N-acetylglucosaminyltransferase 3-like. Lineage: Eukaryota; Metazoa; Cnidaria; Hydrozoa; Anthoathecata; Hydractiniidae. Bases 1588 to 3090 code for a protein of 500 amino acids. The record is from RefSeq and is a predicted model, not a curated record. The transcript has 2 exons. Gene Ontology annotation, cellular component: membrane. Gene Ontology annotation, molecular function: acetylglucosaminyltransferase activity.
CGCGGCUGCGGCGAUUUAGCUAGCUCUUGCUUUUGAGUAAAAAUGUGAAAGUAGCCAAAUUCUGUUUAGCUACAACAAAAUUUCUUAAUAAUUCUUAUGCUAAAUGAAAUUAGGUAGCUACACCUUGUUAUCAGAACUUGUUCUACAAAAUAAAAUUGCUUAGUAAUAUUUUUUAACUGUACAGGAUAACGACGGGCUGUUUCCUUUAAAACCGCCCGAAUAUAACCAACAGAAGCGGGGAAAACUAUGUUGAUUAUUCAGUGGGUGCAGAGUAAAAUUAUAGGAAGCUAUAAAUUGUAUUUGUAUAAAAUUUUCGGAAAGGAUUAUUUGUUUCCAAAAUCUUGAAAUUGGGAAACUCCGCAUACAAAAAGGUGAGUUUUGCAGCAAUUAGUUUUGGAAAUUUUAAGAUCAAGGGAAAAGCUUAAUCAGCCGUAGCUACUUAAUGAACUGUUUUCUCAACCUCGUUCCCGGAGUUUUUGUCUUUUAUCAGCGCUGCGCUUAUUGAUAGAUCUGACGCUGCUGCUGUUUUUUAAUCAUUAUUUUUGUUUUCCUCCUAAAACAAGAAACAAAUAGAAUCUUUUUGCUUAAUUGAUUUGUUUCUAUUAGGCAAUACGCGACAUCUUGUGUGUCGGUUCUAACUUUUAAUGAAUUCUUUUUACGAGCACUCUUUCGUAGUAAUAAGACAACCUCGACCCCGGGCUCUUUGUCUCUUUUUUAUAACUCCCUGAUAUUAAAAAAAAGAAAAAAAGCCAUGGGAUCAAGGUUGGCAAAUAGGGGAGUUUUUCAAACACGGGGUGUCCGUUUACGGCAGGGUAUUCUUUUGAGCAGGGGCCGCUGAUUUGUGUAAAUCCUUUGGUAAGCACAUAAGUCAACCUCGUUUCCACGGCUUUUCGUGCUCGUCUCGCUGUCUGAUAUGCAAAAAGGAACAACAUGUCCCGGGAUCGAGGUUGCAUAUAGGUUUUAACGCAGCUAUAAUUUGCUCACUUUCCGCAUCAGAGCAUGCGCACUAGAGCAUACUUGCUUCCUAUUGUAGCCGCUGAUGCGGAAACUAAACAACGGCGCAAAGCAUUCCGAAGGCGACCACGGCUAAGUAUGAAACAGAAAGAUUAUGCUCAAGUAAACGAUAGCUACAGUAAACAUGUUUAAGGUGAGAUCUCACAUUGAGCAUACUUGGUAGUGUUUUAAAAGAAGAGAGGUAGCGAAGAAGUUUAUGAUGUGUUUUCUAAUCGAAAGAAUCAUCUUAGCAAGACAUGGUUACAUCGUGUUGGUUCUUAUAUUUUAUAUAUAUCGACAAGUUCAGAUGUUUCUCGAAAGUAUUGUUGUUAGAGAAUAAGAGAUGACGACCCCUCACGCUCCAAAAACGUAAUUUCAUUGCCUACUGUUAAGACGACACAUAUAUUGAAUAGUUAAAAUUCAUAUAACUGCAGUGUCCUUUAUAAGUACGCGGGAUUGCAUUGAGACAUUCUCUCUGAAGACUUCAAGUACGUGCACGUAACAUUAGAACUAUAGGAACAUAGAAACACAGAAUAUGGUUUGUGAUGGAUGGUGACAUGUUGACUGGCAAUACUAUUUCCAACGAUCGAUAUUAUGAAAUUCUAUUUACGUCUGCCGUUUGUUAUGUUGACCAUGUUUCUCGUUUAUCUUUUUAUUGACACAUACUUCAAGAACAGAUUUAUCCAGCCUACACGUAAAAAAGCCCGGGCAAGCGAGACAAAGAUCGUAAACAAAUAUCGGAAAGCAUUUCUUAAGCGUCGCAUGCAGUUGUUCGUUCUUAACGAAAACAUAACAGCGUUAAAACGAAAACCGACAAGAAAGAGAUUUAUUAAAGAAAUACCGAAUACUAACUAUAGACUAAGUCGUCUACUUUAUCAGCUGUGGGAUCCGAAUAACUACCAAAAUCAAGGAAGCAUGCUAAGUUGUGGUAAUCUAGUGAGCGUUGAUGAUAAAAAAUACCGGCAAGGCCGAAGAUUCGCCCGAAAAUUAAACCGAAAGUUUUACGAAUAUGUUAAUGUGUCAGAUAUAUGGGAAGCGAUCAAGUAUUCGUGUCUUCCAGUGAAAAAUAUUUUCCAAUACAAAACGCCGAACUUUGGACCUGCUUCCUACCCUAUUGCGUACACAAUCACUUUAGACCGAACUGCUGAACAAUCUUUGCGCAUGCUCGCUAGUAUUUAUCACCAUGACAAUAUAUACUGCGUCCAUCCAAACGCAAAAUUCGGUUUAUUAUAUAUGAAUAUUUUCAAGCGAAUAGCGGAAUGUAUACCGAAUAUUGUGGUACCGGAAAAAAUUUUUGCAAUUCGAGUGAAAACAUAUAACCAUUUAAAGGCGGAGGUCGGAUGUUUCUCAAAACUUCUUAAAAGCAAUGUACCGUGGAAGUAUGGCAUAAACUUACCGAGUUCCUCCUUUCCGUUACGUAACAAUACUUUCAUUGUUAAAUAUCUUAGAUCCAAACCUUAUGAGACUUCCAUGACGUGGGAAUUACCAAACGAGCGUUUUAUGAGACGAGUUCGAUUUGUGCAUGUUCUAAAAGAAACAGAAGGCGAGACCUUACUGCUCCGGACAGCUAUACAAAAGUCGCCACCCCCGGAUAAUCUUAUUAUUUUUCGAAAAGGAAUGUAUUUUAUCUCCACUAGAAAUUUUUAUACCUACAUCACAGAAUCGAACACAGCUCAAAAAUUUUUAGAUUGGGUGGAGGAUACUAAAAGUCCGGAAGAUUUUUAUUAUGCGACUUUGUAUAGAUAUAAAUACGCUCCGGACGGAUUUCCGUAUGAUCCGAGUAAUGAAGAAAUUCAACUAAAAAAACACCGGGGAACGGACGAUAAUGUAAGUCGGAUACCGCCUAGUGAUUUAAUGUUGAGUUUGUGGAAAAGUGAUGGUGCGCAGAGAUGUCACGGACAGUAUCGAGGACAUGUCUGUACAUUCGGUGCCGCAGAUCUCCGUUGGCUCAUCGAACAAGACUAUUUAUUUGCAAUAUCGUUUGAUUAUCGCGUAGAUCGUGUCUCUAUCGAUUGUUUGACGAAACAUUUAAAACAACCGAUAUUAAGUGACACAUAUCACGAUGAAAACGAUUGGCCAACUGUAAAAUUGGGGUGACAAUAAUUAAUCAGAUAAUAAUCUCAGCCAGAGCUCGUUUAUGUCUAUGAUACGCUGACUCUAGGCCUGGGGACGAAGUUAAUCAAAUAUAGAUGAUCAAUCAAAUCAGAUUUUCUGGCUAGGAAAAGCUACGAAAAUUUUAGGUGAAUUAAUUAAAUUUUAUUUCUUAAAAGUAUUAAGAAUAAACAAAAUAAACGAUUAAA